Messenger RNA from Cuscuta europaea, 1973 nucleotides. The record is from the annotation of a GenBank genome assembly. NCBI's taxonomy places the organism in Eukaryota, Viridiplantae, Streptophyta, Magnoliopsida, Solanales, Convolvulaceae.
AAGCGACAUAUAGAUACAACUUUUAUGAUACCGCUAUAUAUGCCUUUCCCAUUGCGAUGUUUUGACCGGUUGGGAAAAGAGAAGGGCAGUGGCUGAUAUUGGAAGGGCAGUGACAGUGUGAGUGAGAGAAGAGAAAGGGACGAUUAGAGAGAGAAAGUCUCAAGUCUCAAGAGGAAAGGGAAAGGCUUUAAAGAGGGAAGAGGAAAACGAAGGGAUUUUAUGUCGGCAAGGUCUGGACUGGGUUCAGUAUUUGGGGCUUUUUCGUUGAAGCUCUGGAUUUCACUUUCUACUCUGCUUCUCAAUCAAACAUCUUCCCUCUGCUGUGUAUUCCAGCAGAGAAUCGUUUCCCUUUUCCCGUCCGUUUCGAUGCGUUUGAGGACCAAAAGGACUUGUUCUGGAGUCGAGAUUUUUGGGGGUUAUCACAUAAAGCGAUUCUUACAUACUACUUUCUUCAUAGUGCCUUAGCCGUUCUUGGUUUCCCAGACAGUUUUCUUAUUGCCUUCUUCGUUUUCCAGCCGAUCUUUUUUUUCAUUUAUAAGUAUAACCCGCAACCCGUUCUUAUUAUAGACAUAUAUAUUAGGGUUCUUUGAUUGUUUAUUGUUAUUCAACCAGAGAAAGUUUUGUAGCGAUCGAUCUUUGAGUAAAAGAUGUUGUUUCCCAAGAGAAAACCCCUGUCAAACAUGAAACCCCAACCGGAACCUGAACCCAGAAAGCCCAUGAGGAAAAUCCGGAUAGUCUGUGAGGAUCCGGAUGCUACUGAUACAUCAGAUGAUGAGCGGUAUGAGAUGAAGAAACCAAAGCUCUUCAUUCAUGAACGUCUUGUACCCAUUGAUUCAUUCAAAGGUCAUGAACCUGACGGAUCCUCUACCCAAGAUAGCAGCAAUGAGGCUAAAAGGAAUAACCUGAAGAAGAAGAGGGUUUUGGCUGCCAAAGCCCAGGACCGGGAUUGCUCAUUCAACCCAUCAAAACUGAGGGGCGUCCGCCAGCGAAAAUGGGGCACAUGGGCGGCUGAGAUCCGUGACCCGUUCCAGGGGAAGAGGGUUUGGUUGGGCACAUAUAAAUCUGCUGAAGAGGCUUCCAAAGUUUAUGAGACUAAGCGUCUUGAAUUCGAAGCCAUGGCCAAGAAGAGCAAUGUGAACCAGACUGGUUCAGUUCCGCUUAUAGACACACAUGCUCCUGAGGAAGACUCUGUUGGAAGCUUGGUCUCACACACCUCCUCCCCUGCCUCGUCCUUUCUUGAGAUUGACUCUUCCACUUCUGCCCCUGCUUUGGAGAAGGUGGAUAAUAGUAGCACCAUUGUUGAUGAAACAGGGGACGGUCUCUCAUUGGCUCAAAUCGCCGAAGGGAUGGAUUUUGGCAUGGACCUUGAUAUGAGUCUUGCUGUGGAAGACUAUUUGACUUUUGAUGAUUUUGGCUUCAGUGACUUCAAUAUCCCGCUAUGUGGGGUGGAUGGGGAUGAUCAGAUUCCCGCUACCUUGCCAGAUUUUGACUUCGAUUUCAACUUUGAAGACUGUAACGAAGGGUGGAUGAUGAUGGAUGAAGCUCCCCUUGUGCCCGGAACGGCUGCACUCAAUGUUUCUUGCGUUUGAAGAGAAAGUUUUGCACCUACAGUUAUUAGUUAUUACGGAGUACUCUAAUAAAAUAAUAGGAUUUCAUUGCUUUUAGUUUAUUCAGGCAGAGUAUCAUAAGGUGGUUUAGAAAGGGAGGCUGUUGGUUUUGUUAAUGUUACGUUUUAGAGUCAAGUGCUUGUUCAACUUGUUAGUCCCAUUGGGUUUUUUCCGAGCUAUUAGAGCCGUCCCUGGGGCUUCAAACUGUGUUCUGCUUUGCUCAUUUGAUUCUCCACUAUCUCCUAAGUGGAAGAAAUUCUGGAAGACAUCAAUGUUUUUGUUUUUAAAGUUGAAUGAAAUCUUAUGUUUCAUGAGUUACUGAUGGAUGGUUUUUCCAAUUGUCUUGAUGUUAGUCUGAAGGUGGGG